GCCGUUGACGACCACUGGCCCCUGAAGCCGAUGCGAGGUACUGCCUGCUCUGUCAUUAGGCGAAGCCCACUGUCUAGGUUUGGUUACUUCUCUCUAUGCAACAGCCGUGAACAGGACCUGCCCGUCACAUUUCCUUCUACUUUGUUCUACUCACUGCUAAAUCAAGGCACUAAUAAUUCAGCAAAAGCCUCCAAGGCAACAAAAGUGAGAGAAUUGCAGAUCUUUUUUUAGACGUGUCUACUAUCUAGCCUACUAACACAUCCUCAAGAUGUCUGGAGAGGACGCCCCAGCCCAGCAGCAAGACGCUGUGGAACAGAAACAAGAGAAGCCUAGCGAAGAGCCGAAGACGGAAUCCAAGACCGAGUCGACACCUGCCCCGGCUGCUGCUGCUGCCGAGGCAUCUCCGGCGGCGACCGAAAAGGCACCAGAGGAGGAGGCGUUCACCUACCGCGCGCUGGUGCUCACCGGCUAUGGUGGCUAUGACAAAGUGAAGCUCCAGGUCAAGAAGGGUAAGCCGGUCCUCAAGGCAGGAGAAGUCCAGGUGCAGGUCAAGGCAUGCGGGCUGAAUUUCGCCGACCUGCUGGGCCGGCAGGGUCUGUACGACCGGCUGCCAUCCCCGCCGGUCACCCCGGGGAUGGAGUGCUCCGGAGUGAUCGAGGCGGUCGGAGAUGAAGUGACAGACCGAAAAGUCGGCGACAAGGUGAUGGUGAUGAGUCGCUCGGGCCUUUGGCAGGAAGUGGUGGUGGUGCCCGCAGUCCAAACCUUCCCCAUCCCUGAGGGCAUGAGCUUCGAGGAGGCGGCUGCACUGCCUGUCAACUACGUCACGGCGUACAUGAUGCUGUUCGACUUCGGCAACCUGCGGCCUAACCAGAGCGUUCUGGUCCACUCCGCAGCAGGUGGUGUGGGCAUUGCCGCCACCCAACUGUGCCAGACAGUGAAGGAUGUGACUGUGUUCGGCACAGCAUCAGCCAGCAAGCACGAGACCAUCAGCCAGGGUGGGGUCACGCACCCCAUCGAUUACCGCACAAAGGACUACGUGGAGGAGGUCCGCAAGAUCAGCCCCAAAGGACUUGAUAUUAUUCUGGACCCUCUCGGAGGAUCAGACACCCACAAGGCCUACAACCUGCUGAAGCCCAUGGGCAAGCUCAUCGCCUAUGGUGCAGCCAACAUGCUGGCUGGUCAGAAGAAGAACCUGCUGGCAGUUGCUAAGAACUGGUACCACCAGUUCUCCAUCCACACGCUCAGCCUGAUCCAGGGCAACAAGUCUGUGUGUGGCUUCCACCUGGGCUACCUCGACGGGGAGACAGAGCUAAUCAGCCAGGUGAUGGACAUCGUACUGGAGCUCUACAAGCAGGGCAAGAUCAAGCCCCGCAUCGACUCCACCUGGCACCUGGAGCAGGUGGGCGAUGCCAUGAGGAAGAUGCAGGAGAGGAACAACAUCGGCAAGGUCAUCCUCAUCACAGAGCCCAUGCCUGAGGAAGAGAAGAAGGAGGAGCCGAAGAAGGAGGACAAGAAGGAGGAGAAGAAGAAGGACGAUAAGAAGAAGGACGACAAGAAGAAGGAUGAAAAGAAGAAAGAUGAGGCCAAGAAGGAGGAGGAGCCCAAGAAGGAGGAGCCUAAGAAGGAGGAGGAGCCUAAGAAGGAGGAACCCAAGAAGGACGAGAAGUGAGCAGGGAGGAGUAGGGGUAGUCGAGCAGAGCAGCGGGGGAGCUGGCGUCCUGGG
Molecule: messenger RNA, 1723 nt
Organism: Gadus chalcogrammus (walleye pollock)
Lineage: Eukaryota; Metazoa; Chordata; Actinopteri; Gadiformes; Gadidae
Gene: vat1
Product: vesicle amine transport 1
Exons: 6
Coding region: 269-1669 (466 amino acids)
Molecular function (GO): oxidoreductase activity
Source: RefSeq, a predicted model, not a curated record